CAUGAGCGUGUGUCCUCGAGAGCCUUGCUUGGCGGCCCGGCAGCGGCUGCUUCCACUCCUCCUCUUCCUGAUGUUGGCCGUAAGCACUUUCCAGAGCGAUGUCCCGCUUCCCUGUGUUUUCCCAUUUAUUUACCAACAAAAAUCUUACUCCUCUUGUACUGGGAUCAACAGUGAGAAACUAUGGUGUGCCACAAUUGCUAACUAUGACAGGUCUCCCCAGUGGAAAUAUUGUUCCCAUGUAGAGUAUGACGGUAAUUCCGGUGGACAAGCCUGUGUCUUCCCCUUCAUUUACAAGAGCAAGAUAUUCUACACCUGCACCAAUAAAGAUGCUAUGCAAGGGAGAUUCUGGUGUUCCACAACCGGGAACUAUGACAAGGAUAAGCAAUAUAGUUACUGUGCUGACACAAGGCUAAGUUCAAGACCGACAGGGCCGUGCAUCUUCCCCUUCACCUACAAGGGCAAGUCCUACUCAUCUUGCACAACAGAUGGAACACCUGAUGGAAAGCCCUGGUGCUCUCUCACCAAGAACUAUCAUGUGGAUCCAAAAUGGACAUACUGCGACCCCUCAGAACCCCUCCCCUGCAUUUUCCCUUUCAUUUUCCAGGGGAUAUCCUACUCUGCAUGCACCAAAGAAGGCUCUGCAGAUAACCAACUGUGGUGUGCCCUAACCCCUAAUUAUGACAAGGAUAGUAAAUGGAAGGCAUGUGCAAGCCAAGAGUAUGAGGGGAACUCCAAAGGCUGGCCAUGUGUCUUUCCCUUCAUCUACAAGAGUCGGACAUUCUACACCUGCACCAAUGAGAAUACUGACCGUGGGAAAUUCUGGUGUGCCACAACUGGGAACUAUGAUAAGGAUGAGCAGUGGAGCUACUGUGCUGACACAAGGCUAAGUUCAAGUCCGACAGGGCCGUGCAUCUUCCCCUUCACCUACAAGGGCAAGUCCUACUCAUCUUGCACAACAGAUGGGACAUCGGAUGGAAAGUCCUGGUGCUCUCUCACCAGGAACUAUGAUGCGCAUAAAAAAUGGACAUACUGUGAUACCACAGAUCCUCCUGUGUAUUUCCCUACAUUUUUGAGGGGAUACUACUCUUCGAUGAGCAGCUAUGGUGUGCCAUGUGGCCAACAACUGGAUCACCAUCACAAGAUAUGUUCUCUUCCUGGUGUGGGAUGCAGAAUUUCACAAGAACAAUUUAAUUUGGGUUAAUGCUCUGUCCUGCAGAAUUUAGAUAUGUACUUCCUGUAGCCCCUCUGUUCUAUGGACGCUAGGGACGUAACGGUACUACAGACAUGAAAACAAAUAGAUUACCAUUCUAACAGUUUGUUGAGGAAGUGUCUGCACUGAAUUUUGGCACCACUCCCUUUCCCUAUCAAUACAUGUUGUUCUGUUAGGGUGGCUGUGGAUCGUGCAACUGUGUUGGGGCAAUUCUUGCAUUCAGUGCAAGGCCACUCUUGUGCAACUGUGCGAGCAUUCCGUUGAAAGCCAGAUGGAGCAUUGCACGGAUGGUCCGCCAGUGUCAUUUAAUAUAAAACUGCAAGGAAAAGUGUUUUGAUUUUUGAAAAA
Molecule: messenger RNA, 1558 nt
Organism: Hemicordylus capensis (graceful crag lizard)
Lineage: Eukaryota; Metazoa; Chordata; Lepidosauria; Squamata; Cordylidae
Product: epididymal sperm-binding protein 1-like
Exons: 8
Coding region: 2-1201 (399 amino acids)
Cellular component (GO): cell surface
Molecular function (GO): heparin binding
Source: RefSeq, a predicted model, not a curated record